Messenger RNA from Closterium sp. Naga37s-1, 771 nucleotides. The record is from the annotation of a GenBank genome assembly. NCBI's taxonomy places the organism in Eukaryota, Viridiplantae, Streptophyta, Zygnematophyceae, Desmidiales, Closteriaceae.
AUGGGUGGGGCGAAACUCCUCCUCUCGCCGCGCUUCCCAUUUCCGCAUUCCCCCGCCCAUCGUCGCGCCACCCGCUGUCGCGCCAACGAUCCUUUCGUCGCGCAUCCUCUCGUGCCUCGCCUCCCAUCGUCGCGCCUCCUCGCCGCGCCUCCCGUCGUCACGCCUCCCGUCGUUUCUGGGAGCCUCCGCUUGUCGCGCCUCCGCUCGCCUCGUCGCCCCUCCGCUCGCCUCGUCGCGCCUCCGCUCGCCUCGCCGCGCCUCCGCUCUCCUCGCCGCGCCUGCGCUCGCCUCCGCGCGCCUCCUCUCGCCUCGUCGCGCCUCUGCUCGCCUCGUCGCGCUUCCGCUCGCCUCACCGCGCCUCCGCUCGCCUCGCCGCGCCUCCCUGCCAUCAGCGCGCCAACACCCUCAUUUCCUCCCCCCCUUCCCCUCAUUUCCCCCGCUCCUUCCCCUCAUUUCUCUCCCUGCUUCCCUUCAUUUCCCUCCCUGCAUCUCCUCAUUUCCCUUCCUGCUUCUCCUCAUUUCCCUCCCUGCUUCCCCUCUUCCCCCCUUGAUUCCCCUGGUUUCUCUCCCUGCUUCCCCUCAUUUCCCUCCCUGCUUCCCCUCAUUUCCCCCCUUGAUUCUCCUCAUUUCCCUCCCUGCUUCUCCUCAUUUCCCCCCUUGAUUCCCCUCUUUUCUCUCCUUGCUUCCCCUCAUUUCCCACCCUGGUUCCCCUCAUUUCCCCCCUUGAUUCUCCUCGUUUCCCUCCCUGCUUCUCCUCAUUUCCCCCCUUGA